AUGUCGUCGACAAAUGAAGACUUAGAUGUCCACCUGGACAGCUUGCCUUACAUCGACGGAGCUGUCCCCCCCGAUCUUGCGGAGGUAGUCGACAAUCUGAUAGCAGAGGAGCUAGCGCGGGGACCGAAACCAACGGACAUCCUGCUCCCACCAGAGAUCACACUGUUCGAGUCCAAUCCACUUCUCGCCGCGGACCUAGAACGUGUAGCCAACACCUCCAAACCAACAACCCUCAUCAAUACUACCCGCUUCCGACUUGAACCACCACCACAAAAGUCGUCACUCGAAACAUGGGAGAAGGCAGUCGAGAACGCGCAGGCACAGCUGGAACACCAAUCCAAUCGGUUGAUCAACCUAGAACUAGUCAAUUCAUUUGGGUCGAAUGCGUGGAAGGUACAUUGUCAUCAGCUGGAGUGGUUGAACAAGAGCUUGGCAAAGGAGGUGGAGGAGAUCAAGAAAGAGGUGGUGGAUAUAAACAAGGACAGGAAAGUUGAGCAGCUCAAAGUCGGUCAAACGCUUCAGCAAUUGUCGUACCGGUAUUCGAUGAUGCUGCAUCAGACGCUGCAAGUUGACGCAGCGACCAAUGCUUUAGAGAGAGAGGUGGAAGCGUUACGGGCUCAGAAGGAGCAACUUUCGCAGGCUUAG
Messenger RNA from Fimicolochytrium jonesii, 645 nucleotides. RefSeq names its product Pre-mRNA-splicing factor SPF27. Gene Ontology annotation, biological process: mRNA processing. The record is from RefSeq and is a predicted model, not a curated record. Bases 1 to 645 code for a protein of 214 amino acids. Gene Ontology annotation, cellular component: Prp19 complex; catalytic step 2 spliceosome; precatalytic spliceosome. The transcript has 5 exons. NCBI's taxonomy places the organism in Eukaryota, Fungi, Chytridiomycota, Chytridiomycetes, Spizellomycetales, Powellomycetaceae.